AUGUCCACCCUCAAUUUCAGUGUAGAGAGACCUUUUGGCAUCUAUCUAUUCGACUAUUUCGAUCAAUUGUACACAGCGAUCGUUGGCCAAUCUGCCAAAGACUUUCACUUUGUGCAAGGUGUCACUCCUCUCUCCACGCUACAUGAAGUGGUCAUUGGUUGCAUUACCUACUUUACUGUCAUCUUUGGCGGCCAAUGCCUUCUCUCCAACGCGUCGCCUGUCAAGUGCAAAAUGCUCAACCAAGUCCAUAAUGCAUUUUUGACCGUUGUAUCCUUUGUCCUUUUGGUGCUAUUGAUUGAGCAGCUUGUUCCCCAAUUGGUCAACCGAGGUUUGUACUAUACCAUCUGUUCUGAGGAGGCUUGGACACAAGAGCUGGAGUUGCUGUAUUAUUUGAACUAUUUGGUCAAAUACUAUGAAUUGAUUGAUACUGUGUUUUUGGUCAUCAAAAAGAAGAAGCUUGAUUUCCUUCAUUACUUCCAUCAUAGCAUGACAAUGGCUUUGUGCUACACGCAAUUGGUCGGUAGAACCACUGUGUCAUGGGUGCCUAUUGUUCUUAAUUUAACAGUGCACGUGCUCAUGUAUUACUAUUACUAUCGUACUGCCUCUGGAGUAAAGAUCUGGUGGAAGCAAUACUUGACGACCAUGCAAAUUAUCCAAUUUGUCAUUGAUCUGGUUGUGAUUUACACUUGUACCUAUUCUUACUAUGCCUAUACAUAUACCUCCUUUAUGCUCAACUUUGGUGAUUGUGCAGGCACCGAGUCUGCUGCUGCAUUUGGAUGCGCCAUCUUGACGUCUUACUUGUUCUUGUUUAUCAAUUUCUACAGAAUCACAUACAACAAAAAGAAGGCUGCUGCUGCCGCUGCCAAGAAUGCUGUGAAUGGAAAGAAGGAGCCCAUCAAGAGCAGAAAAAUCUAA
Messenger RNA from Mucor velutinosus, 915 nucleotides. RefSeq lists its product as uncharacterized. Gene Ontology annotation, cellular component: endoplasmic reticulum membrane. Gene Ontology annotation, biological process: fatty acid elongation, polyunsaturated fatty acid; very long-chain fatty acid biosynthetic process; sphingolipid biosynthetic process. Gene Ontology annotation, molecular function: fatty acid elongase activity. The record is from RefSeq and is a predicted model, not a curated record. Bases 1 to 915 code for a protein of 304 amino acids. NCBI's taxonomy places the organism in Eukaryota, Fungi, Mucoromycota, Mucoromycetes, Mucorales, Mucoraceae. The transcript has 4 exons.